UAAAAAAUUCAUAUCAAAAUGCUACGUGUGAAAGAAUAUAAUGACAUAUCAAUCGGUUUUUUUCAAUGAAAAGAUUGCCCUCAUAUCACAUAUAAUUAACGAUGAUUGCCAUCAAUUAUUAAUAACUUUUGCAUACAGCAAUAUCGUUUAAGCUGCAUGUUUAAUUUAGAAUGAAUCAUUUUCAUCAUUUCUGUUUGUGCGACGCAUUUUGAAUAAAAUUUCCUUCAAGCGCGGAUCGAGAGAUGUCUUCGAGAAUCGAGAUCGUCGUUAUCUCGAAGCAUAAAAUUGAACGCUGCAGAAAUGAAAUCGUCACGGCUUUUUAUCGCCUUUAUCGAAGAAAGUUCAACCCCUCGACUAUGCCGUCGUCGAACAAUCAUCCAUCAACUACACCCACAAGUAUUAUCGAUGUUUUCCCCUUCCCUCGCUCUCCUCUCCAUUAUUCGGCGCAGCCCGAAGGAAGGAACUUCUCUUUCGCUGAACUUGCUUUCCACCCCCUAUGCUUUUCGCACCCUCUGCGCGGGAGAAAUCGUCGGCGUGCAUCGUAUAUAUGCGAGACCUCCUCAUCAAUUAGCCGUCCAAGUCUCGAUGUAAUAAAUGCAUCGGUGGUACUCUCCCGGCAAAUAUAAUGGCACGGAAGAGAAGCACAAGUGCGACUUGGUCGGCACCGAAAGUGAAAGCGAGGACUCUCAAGGACUUUGCCUCUCCAUCCCUCCGAGUUUCUUCCUCCGUCUUGCUCGUCGCGAAGGAACCUCGGUCGAGCGACCGGGAGAAGCACGUAGAGGAAGAGACGCGGAGAUGAUGCUGGGAACGCGAGGGAGAGGUGGAGAUCUCUCUCCGGAUUUUCUCCGGGAGGAAGGAGGACGUUGGAAGUAUAUCGCGAGACGGAUGAGGGACACGCACGCACCGGGGUCGCGCAUGCGUCCGGGUACUUCACCGUCGGCGCCGAGGAUGUUCGACGUUUUUUUUCAGUCACCGGUCGACGCUGCGUCGGGCACCGUCGUCGUCCCCGAAUACACACACGGCCGUGAUUCGCGCGGCUACCACCACGUUCAGUAUCCGCGCGACCGACAUCGGGGUCGAUAGGACCCGGAGAGAACUCGAAGACGUACCCAGGUGGUGGUCAACGUGCGCGUUUCACGUGUCCUCUCUUUCUGGAGCGGAAACCUCGCGUCGCGAGGAUAUCUGACCUCGUGGUGAGAUUUGCGCGCGUCCAUCCGGGGCAAGGUUACUGCGCGCUCGCGUUACGUCCCCAGGUGAGAGAGAGAGAGAGAGAGAGAGAGAGAGAAGCGCAGGUGAGAGAAACAGCGGAGCAGGCGCAUCCCUGAUGUGAGAUAUGCGAUCGGCGGGCGAUCGCUCGCUGCCUCGACAGUGUGGACCAACGCGUGGUGAGAGCAGUCAGGAUUGAGGAAGAGAAUCCCGGAGGAAGAGGCUCGCCGAUAUAGGAGGGAUGACGCUGUCGAGAUCGACCUGUUCGCGCGGUUAGUCCUGGAACAAUCCGUGCAGGAAGUCGCACCGGAGCAACCUCGGGCGAUGAGAAUCUCUCCCUGCGAGGACUCUCCGAAUCGUCGCCUCACGCAGCUCCAGGCGCCAAGGAGGCCGCAGCGUCGUUGAGGACGAGGAAACAGGACGACUCCGAGGAUGUCGCUGCACUAUCCUCAGGGAUACCGAUACCGAUCCGCGUCGAGGACGGGAGUCGGAGUCGAACAGGGCUCCGACAGCGACGUGGCGGAGCUCAGCGACCUCGAGGACGACGAGGACGAGGACGACGCUCGCGAAAUCGCCGACAGACGUCGUCGAGCGCUCGUGGAGGAAGAGGAGGAUGCCGAGAACGAGGACGACGAGAACGACGAGGACGAUGACGAGGACGAGGACGACGAGGAGGAGGAGGAGGAGGGCGAGGGUCUACCCUAUCCAGGUUUCGUUCCAAUUGCACUCAGAUAUCUCGACCAGACCACACGACCGCGCAACUGGUGUCUCGCGCUUAUCACUAAUCCGUGGUUCGAGAGGGUUAGCAUGAUGGUGAUUCUUCUAAACUGCAUCACUCUAGGGAUGUACCAGCCGUGCGUGGACGACCAGUGUGAAACGAAUCGAUGUAAAAUAUUGCAGAUGUUCGAUGAUAUCAUUUUUGCCUUCUUCUCCCUGGAGAUGACUAUAAAGAUGGUGGCGAUGGGGAUUUACGGUAGAGGAACUUAUCUCGCGGAUUCCUGGAAUAGAUUAGAUUUCUUUAUAGUGCUCGCUGGCGCUUUGGAAUACUGCCUAAAUGUGGAAAAUAUGAAUCUGUCAGCCAUACGAACGAUAAGGGUUUUAAGGCCAUUACGAGCGAUCAAUCGUAUACCAAGUAUGCGGAUAUUGGUGAUGCUGCUACUCGACACUCUUCCUAUGUUAGGCAACGUUCUGUUACUGUGCUUCUUCGUCUUCUUCAUAUUCGGCAUCGUCGGCGUGCAACUGUGGGAGGGUAUAUUACGCCAACGUUGCUUCCUCAAGGCUCUACCCAACGUCAAGUACCCCGAGUUACUCUCGGACGAGUACUCGGUUCGAUCACGCAUUUAUGAUCUGGAGAAGUAUUUCGAGUAUCAGGGUCAGGAUUACAUUUGCUCGCGUCCCGACGACAGCGGGAUGCACUCCUGCAGUAAUCUGCCGCCGCUUAAAUUGGGAAACGUGGUGUGCAACAAUACCGCUGUGCCAAACAGUAACGUCACGUUCAUCAGCAAUGACACCUGCGUUAAUUGGAACUACUACUACACCGAGUGCAAGGGCCAGGGCAACAAUCCAUUCCAAGGAACAAUUUCAUUCGAUAACAUCGGUCUCGCCUGGGUCGCCAUAUUUCUUGUAAUUAGUCUGGAAGGAUGGACGGACAUAAUGUAUUACGUGCAAGACGCCCACUCCUUCUGGGACUGGAUAUACUUCGUUCUCCUGAUAGUCAUCGGCUCGUUCUUCAUGAUCAAUCUCUGCUUGGUCGUAAUCGCGACGCAAUUCUCGGAGACGAAGAAACGGGAGAUGGAGAGGAUGCGGCUGGAACGCGCGCGCUACCAUUCGACCUCGACGCUCGCGUCGUCCACGAAUACCUCGGAGCCUACUACUUGUUACGCCGAAAUCGUCAAAUACAUCGCUCACCUUUGGCGACGGGGUAAACGAAGACUGAUGAAGCGGUAUCGCCUGUGGUUGUACAAGAGGCAGCAGAAGCGGGAGCAGAAUCUGCUCAAGGAACAGCAGAGCCAAACGAUUCGCUCGAAUGCUGCUACUGGGGGAUUGAAUCGAGUACCGGGCGAUAGAAGACUGCAUCACGGAAGGUGUCCGCGGCUCCUCGCCGCGUUGGAUUAUGCCGAACAGCAGCAACAGCAGCAGCAGCAGCAGCAACAACAAUUGCAGGUGUCUGCAAGUGCUAACGGCGGAUCCGUCACCGAUUUCGCCGUCGUGACACCACCUCUGCAAUCAGCGGUGCAAGUCACCACCACGACCGCCAUCGGCAAUAAUAGCGGUAACAACGGCAGCGGAAACUUGGGCAUCGCGCCUCGAGCGAGCCCCGAGAUUUCCGAGGCCGAAGUCUCGACGAACAUGUGCCACAGGUUGAAUGUGCAUCGCGCCUCCUCCGCGUCUUGCAACGGAAGCGAUAACGCCGUCGUGGGAAAUGUGCAGGCCGAGACGAACAACACGUUGUUGAGUCCGCCAUGUACGCAUUAUCGGAGAAGAAGCAGCGUAAUGUUUAGCGACGUGGUACUGCUCCAUGGCAGCAAUAAUGUCGGGAAUGCGUUGCAGCCGGGGACGACGGUGACGCCAGGUGAACGUAACGUCUGCUCGAGCGAGAAGAUGACGCAGACGGGGGACGGUAACGUUUGGUCCAGUCCGCUGCCGGACCACACGCAGAUGCAGGCCGAGCUGGGCGGCAACGAGGCUAUGACGUGUCAAGAAUUGCUGGCUCUCAGUGGUGCUCUCAGCGCUGCCCUUCCUACUGGUCAAUUGGCUCUGGAUUCGUUUCUGAACUCUCUCACGAAAGGUAUAACAGAUCGUCACAUCACGUUGGAAGAUCGCACGCAGUGGUUGACGUCCGAUGUCGACAAUUGUUCCUGUUGCUGUGAACUGCAGGGCGAUCAGUGGCCGGACGACGCCGAGAAGUGGCAAAAAUCCUCGCGGGCCAGACGGUUCUUGAGACGCGCCGGAAGCUGCUGCUACUGCACAUUGCGCUCCGUGCAACGAUGCAUCAAGAAGCUUGUCGAGCACAAAUACUUUCAGCAGGGUAUUCUUCUCGCGAUACUCAUUAAUACUUUGAGCAUGGGAAUCGAGUAUCACAAUCAGCCGGAGCAAUUAACGGUAGCUGUUGAAAUAAGCAACAUCGUUUUCUCGGCGAUUUUCGCGGUCGAGAUGCUGCUUAAGAUAAUAGCAGAAGGCCCAUUUGGUUACAUCAGCAACGGCUUCAAUGUUUUCGAUGGCAUCGUCGUCGUUCUAAGCGUCGUCGAGCUCUGCCAGGCCUUCGUGGAGGAGCGUGGCGGCAGUUCCGGUCUGAGCGUUCUGCGCACCUUCCGGCUGCUCAGGAUCCUGAAGCUGGUGCGAUUCCUGCCGAAUCUGCGACGGCAGCUCUUCGUGAUGCUGCGCACCAUGGAUAACGUUGCCGUAUUCUUUUCUCUUUUAGUACUUUUCAUCUUUAUAUUCAGCAUCCUAGGGAUGUACCUGUUCGGGGGUAAGUUUUGCAUGUGGGCGGACCGGAGUCGGCCCUGUACCUGUGCCGAGGUGGUCUCGCGGCACCCAAUGUGUCGCUGUGAUCGCAAACAUUUCAACGACAUCGUCUGGGCACUAGUCACUGUCUUUCAGAUCCUUACGCAGGAAGAUUGGAACGUCGUCCUCUUCAACGGUAUGCAGAAGACAUCUCAUUGGGCUGCACUUUAUUUUGUAGCGUUGAUGACUUUCGGCAAUUAUGUUCUCUUCAAUCUUCUCGUCGCCAUUCUUGUUGAAGGUUUCUCAUCUGAGAGAAACGAGAGGAGAGAACGAGAGCAAAGAGAAUUGGCGAAAAGACUCGCCGCGAAGGAAGCUGGAAUGGGCAGCGAGGAUGGAUCGUCAAGAGUAUCUGGAUCGCAUUCGAUCUCUGAUAGUGAUACGUAUACCCAGGAUCAGAAGAAUUCCUGGCAGAGCGCGGAGGAGCUAAGAAAGUAUAAGGAUAACAGAGAGAAGCAGAACAGCGUGUGGAAACAACGGAUCGAUGAGCCUAAAUGUAACAUUCAGAAAGAAAGCAAGAUGAUGGGUGUGGCGGGUCAGCCACCGAUAAUCACUCAUACGGCGGCAACUCCUCAAGAUUCUCCGAACACCACGUUGGAUGUUGGCUACAGAGACCUCAAUUGCCGAGCAGUUUAUCCCGCUGCUGCCCUUUCGAUCGAAUCAAUCGAUCGAUCUGGUAGUCAGUGUAGUAUACCCUCGGGAUUGUUAAAACUGCCCGAUGUAUCUAACAAAAUACCGACGAACAAUUUAAUCGCUGGUCAAUUCCCGAGACGCAUAAGCCUCGUUACGGCUGUUGUCAAUCCAUCGACGAGGGACUCGAGUUCCAGCCCACCGAGGAUACAAAGGGGUUACUCGUGGCGCCUGUCACGCCCAUCCUUGCGAAGGAAACGAUGGUCGCAAAGUGACGACGAGCACGCCGGUCAUACGACAGUACUCAAUAAUGGACGUAGUACUAUCGUCGGAUCCAAUCCAACUUUCAACGGCGGUUAUUUGCAUGGUUCGAUAAGAAAUGACACGCAACGAGACGCGCCCAACAAUCGAACUACCGUCCUAACAAGCAAUAAUCGUAGUUUGAGUCCUAAUAAUUCGCUCGAAAGUUACGGCCCAUGGUCGAUUCGUCGUUACACAAUCACGCCUAAUCAGAUGCGAUGGAUCGGCGAGCUUUCGCGGAGGAAUUCGCUGCGCGGAUAUGAAAAUGUUCAGACGUCCACGAGGAAGACGCUGCCAUUGGAUGAGAUGCUCGUGCCGUCCUCGACCCCACGCACGAUCAACAAUCUAUCGAUGGAGACUGGUCCACUGCCGAGAAUCAAACGACUCCCCGAACAAGAAGAAGAGUGUCCGAGAACGGGCGGCGAACAGACGCCGCCGUCGAACGGCCACGGAAGCGCGAGCAGCAUCGAGAAAAUCAAAAAGAUAUUCAUGUUCUUCGAACCUAAGGGCUGCCUACAGGAACGUGAAAAUUAUUCCCUGUAUUUAUUUCCACCUAAUAAUAGGUUUCGCAUCUUCUGUCAAUGGUUCGUUAAUCAAAAGUGGUUUGAUAAUGUGGUGUUACUAUUCAUUGGAUUGAACUGCAUUACUCUGGCGAUGGAACGGCCGAAUAUACCGCCUGACAGCCGUGAGAGAGUUUUUCUAGCGAGUGCAAAUUACAUAUUUACCGCCGUUUUUGCCAUCGAGAUGUUCGUGAAGGUCGUCGCGACAGGUAUGCUUUAUGCUCCGGAUGCGUAUUUCACUUCAGGCUGGAAUAUUAUGGAUGGAUCUCUCGUUAUUAUUUCCAUAAUCGAUUUAUUGAUGUCGUUGCUUUCAUCGAGUAGCCCCAGAAUAUUUGGAAUACUAAGAGUAUUUAGAUUACUGAGAUCAUUAAGACCCCUGCGAGUCAUCAAUCGCGCACCUGGCUUAAAACUGGUAGUUCAGACAUUGCUGUCUUCAUUGCGGCCCAUUGGAAACAUCGUCUUGAUUUGUUGCACGUUUUUUGUGAUCUUCGGGAUUCUCGGAGUGCAACUCUUCAAAGGCGCGUUUUAUUAUUGCGAUGGUCCCGACAUCAAGAACGUGCGCAAUAAAACGGAUUGUCUGUCCGAUAAGCGAAACAUGUGGUUAAACAGAAAAUAUAAUUUCGACGAUCUCGGUAAAGCUCUCAUGUCGUUGUUCGUCUUAUCGUCGCGAGAUGGAUGGGUGAAUAUCAUGUACACCGGUCUAGACGCUGUUGGCGUCGAUCAACAGCCUAUCGAAAAUUAUUCCGAAUGGCGAUUACUGUACUUCAUCGCGUUCAUACUGCUGGUGGGUUUCUUCGUGCUAAACAUGUUCGUCGGCGUGGUGGUCGAGAAUUUCCAUAGGUGCCGUGAAGAGCAGGAGAAAGAGGAGCGCGUACGCAGGGCGGCCAAACGCGCGCUGCAGAUGGAGAAAAAAAGACGAAAGAUGCACGAGGCGCCGUAUUAUACCACCUACUCCAAGUCGCGGCUGUUCGUCCACAACGUUGUGACAUCCAAGUAUUUUGAUCUGGCGAUCGCCGCCGUCAUCGGUCUCAAUGUCGUCACGAUGGCGAUGGAAUUUUACAUGAUGCCGAAAGCACUCACUUACGCGUUAAAGAUCUUCAAUUAUUUCUUCACCGCCGUCUUCAUCCUUGAGUCCUUCAUGAAGCUUGUCGCUCUCGGUGUGCAGCUUUAUCUAAAGGAUAAAUGGAACCAAUUAGAUGUGGGAAUAGUGAUAUUAUCAGUCGUUGGCAUCGUGUUGGAGGAGGUCGAAUCUAAGAUCAUUCCCAUUAAUCCCACGAUAAUUCGCGUAAUGCGAGUUUUACGGAUAGCCCGUGUGUUGAAGCUCCUGAAAAUGGCAAAGGGUAUACGUGCCCUCCUGGACACGGUGAUGCAGGCAUUACCGCAAGUUGGAAACCUAGGACUAUUGUUUUUCUUACUUUUCUUUAUAUUUGCCGCGCUAGGAGUGGAACUUUUCGGCCGGCUAGAAUGCAACGAUGAAAUGCCUUGUCAAGGUCUUGGUGAGCAUGCGCAUUUUAGUAAUUUUGGCAUGGCCUUCUUAACGCUUUUCCGGGUCGCCACCGGUGACAACUGGAAUGGUAUCAUGAAGGACACGCUGAGGGAUGAUUGUGACGAUGCGGCAGACUGUGUCAAAAAUUGUUGCGUGAGCACUAUUAUCGCGCCGAUAUUUUUUGUGAUUUUCGUUCUGAUGGCGCAAUUCGUACUGGUGAAUGUCGUCGUCGCUGUGCUGAUGAAACAUCUGGAAGAAAGUCACAAACAGAUGGAAGACGAACUUGAUAUGGAAACACAGUUGGAGAGAGAGUUAGCCGCAGAGCAGGAAGAACUUCUCGAGGAGGAAGAUGAAGAUGAUAUAGCGAUGAAUGGUAGAAUAGACGACGACGAUGAAGACGAUGAAGACAAAGAACACGUAUCCAUGGUGGGAAACUUAAAAAUACCCUCGAGGCCAGGACUGGCCAAAGUUCGAUCCUUACCUGCAAAUUUUAUUUACAAUCCACCGAGGGAGAGAAACAUCGAUGACGCCUCGAUUUCUGUGUCCUUGGACGAGAAACGUCGUAAUUCGUAUUACCGUUCGAGACCGUCCAAGUUUAAGUCGAAACGCCGGCAAACCUUCCAUUCAAGCCAUCACCAACGAAGCUCAUUAUUACCAAUGCAUUUCGAGGUCGCCGAAGUCUUCGAGAAACCUGUGAGCAACCUGAGCGUGCCUCGAAUUAUUCCACAUCGCAGUUACGGCGUGGCUAGUCAAGAUACCAGUCACGUACAACGUCAAAAGUUGCAGGUGACCAGCAGCGAGAACAAGUCUCUGCUGAGCGUGAGCAAACCAUCGACCAGUCCCUCGCUGGUGAUUUCCGGCGGCUCUAGCAGCACCCUGAGCGUUCCGCCGAAAUUGACGAGCGAUCGUUACCUCAUGCCGACCGCCGAGAUCUACCCGUCCAAGGCGACGAUGAGCCGCCGGACGUCCAGCGACACGCAAUCCCCGUCGCCAGAUAGCGCGAGCGCGGGCGCCGGAAGCAGCAGUCCUCGGACGCUGAGCAUCGCGAACGGCUACGCCGGCGGCAAGAUUCGGCCGGCGGAGGAAACGAAAUCGAAGGCGACGACGGCGACCCAGGACGAUCUCGACGUGCAGUCCGUCAUCAACGAGAGAAGGCCGUCCAAGUUGAAGACGACGCACGACGUCACCGCCCCGUCCGCCACCGCCAGCCUCGCCAGCGAUCAGUACAGCGCGAUGAUCCGCGGCGAGGGUUACAGCCACAUCUACGUCACCACCGAGGAGAGAUCCGACGAGGUCCCGUCCCCGUGCGGGAACGUGAGCGAGAGCACCGGCACUGGCAGCCUCAGCGCGGUCGCCAGCAUCAGCGUCGCCGGCAGCAUCAGCAGCGGAAGCGGCAACGGCAACGGUAGCGGAAGCGCCGGGGUUCACAUCGGCGAGGGUGGUGCUAUCGGAUCCGACGUGAGGAUUUACGUGGACGACACGGACUCGGCUAGUAGCAGUAACGGGCAACGGCGCGGCGGUAGGUUGACGCGCGACGACGAGACCCAGGACGCCUCGACCCCGACAUUGUCCUCCGCUACGACGAUGAGGGAUGGUGGUGGAGGCAACGGCGGAGGAGACAACGGCGAGGAGACAUCCGAGAAACCGUCCUCCGCCGGUGGACCGCUCGAUCCCUCUUAAUGCAGAGCGAACGCGUCCAAGUAGUCUCUAGUAUGUAUGGGAUUUGAGAAAGGGCUCUAAGAAAGACUGUAGUGCAUGACAAUAUAGUCGUUAUAUUCUAGUCACUUCGCCGCCGCGAACUUGCCAAAAUGAACCAAAGUCGGAAGUAUUUAGGAAGGGUUUGCAGAGAGAGAGAGGACAGGAAAGAAACAUAUGAUAUGUAUCAUUCAGGGGAAUUUUCCGAUGGCGUAGCGCGGAAAACCGGUUAUGCUAAAUAACGUACGUAAAUAAUGCGUACGCGUCGCGCGAACGCGCAACCUUGAAAACCUAUGACAAUCUCUUAUUGCCAACGGAACUGAUCUCUCGUGUUCCGUUUUCAAAGUGUCGAAUCCGUAGGAAUUGGUAGGAAGAAGAACGACGUAGAUCGCGUCGAUAAAAAUUAGAGAGGGUGGGAGGGAGAAGGAAUUUCAGUAGUUUAUAGCUAGAAGAGAUCUUUUUGUCGAGUCUACGCACGACAAAACUGCAAUUAAUUGGACCACACUGUCUCGCCUUUUCUUAUUCUCUAACUCUUGAGAAUUCUCGCGCGGAUUGCCGAUGAACAAUCAAACGUGUCUACAAUCGGUCGAUAGAAAUAUUAUAUUUUUGUCAUUCGGUUAAUUCACUAAAUUGCGAUGUAAGCUUUGUAUGAUCGUUAUAAUUAGCAAUUUUAGGGUAAUUAAAUUUAUAUGCAAAUUUAAAUUUAUCUUUCCAUAUAUAUGUAUAAUCCAGGAAAGAUGUAAUAAUUAUAUAUUCUUCAUCUUAUUCGCUUGAAUGUGUGUUGAAGUAAUAUUAUAUAGACCGUUCGAUCUUCACGGAGAUAAUUUCUUUUGGCUAGAAUUAGAUGUAUGAUCGAUCGUGGGAAUUAUUGAUAAUAUCGGCAUCCAAAACUCGUGAUUUAUCUUCAUUUCGUUGACUUCACUCUUUUCAACUAGAGCGUUCUUCUCGUUGACAUCUGUGAUAUACUUUAAUCGUAGUGUAUUUCCUAACGGUAACGGCAAAUAUCAGUACGAAACCGUAACAUCAGCAGCAGCAGCAGUAAACAGCAACAAAAGCAACAACAGUGACAGCAACAAUUUAGGAAUGUAGCUUUUUAAUAAAAAAAAAAGAAAAAAAAACGAAAACCAAUGCUGAGUGGCUUUUGCGGGGAGCUAAAA
Nylanderia fulva is the source of this 10535-nucleotide messenger RNA. NCBI's taxonomy places the organism in Eukaryota, Metazoa, Arthropoda, Insecta, Hymenoptera, Formicidae. The record is from RefSeq and is a predicted model, not a curated record.